CGCAUGCGCCCUGUUGCAGAAGCUAGACGGCGUCUGCUUUGUUGGAAGCAUCGCUGCUGUCACUUUCGGAGCGUCAGCUGCUAAACGCAAGACAUUUCUGGGGAUAUUUGCAGCGUCUGCUGUUUGUUAUACUCGUGUAAACUGUUUUAAGCUCACUAUUUGCGCUUUUUUCGCCGUUCGGACGCUUCAGGCGACAGAAGUCGGGACCUCCUGUAUAUAAACAAAACGCAGCGAGCUGCGUUUUAAGGUGGCACCUCAGAGACAGCCCGACCAAACAAACAACACUCGUCCGAUCCCUGCUCGUUAAGUUGGCUAACUUCGCGUUGACCUCGCCGUUAGAGAUGGGACGCGUCUUACAGCUUUGUUAGGAGUUAAACUCCGAAACGCAUCGAACAUGAGAGAAGAGGACAGUGUGUUGUUAGGAAGGCAGCCCAUGGCAAGUGACAGAGGGGGUGAACAUCCCUGCAGCUGCCACCACUUGACAGAGGAGGUAAAAGGACUUGCUAACGAGAAGGCUGGCCUGAGGCCUCCUGGUCAUUUGUCCAGGUCUUAGUAGUUUUAAAACCUCACUCUGGCACGAUAUGGAGACGGUGGGGAAAUUUGAGUUCAGUCGGAAGGACCUGAUAGGACAUGGCGCAUUUGCUGUCGUCUUCAAAGGCAGACAUCGAGAGAAACAUGACUGGGAGGUGGCGGUAAAAUGCAUAAACAAGAAGAACCUGGCCAAAUCUCAAACACUAUUGGGGAAGGAGAUCAAAAUACUGAAGGAACUCAAACACGAGAACAUUGUUGCAUUACUGGACUUUCAGGAAACUGCCAGUUCGGUGUACCUGGUAAUGGAGUACUGCAAUGGCGGCGAUCUGGCUGACUACUUACACUCCAAAGGCACACUGAGUGAGGACACUAUCCGGGUUUUCCUGCAGCAGAUCGCAGGGGCCAUGCGGGUCUUACAGGCCAAAGGAAUCAUCCACAGGGACCUCAAGCCCCAAAACAUCCUGCUCUCCUACCCACCGGGGCGCAAGUCGCAGUCCAACAACACCUGCAUCAAGAUCGCGGACUUUGGCUUUGCCAGGCACCUUCAGAACAACAUGAUGGCGGCGACGCUCUGCGGCUCCCCUAUGUACAUGGCUCCUGAAGUGAUCAUGUCCCAGAACUAUGAUGCCAAGGCCGACCUGUGGAGCAUAGGGACCAUCGUGUUUCAGUGUCUGACUGGGAAGGCUCCUUUUCAGGCCAGCAGUCCCCAGGACCUCCGGAUGUUCUACGAAAAAAACAAGAGCCUGAGCCCAAACAUCCCCAGAGAGACUUCCAGCCAUCUGAGGCACCUGCUGCUGGGUCUGCUGCAGCGCAACCACAAGGACCGCAUGGACUUCGAUGAGUUUUUUAGGCACCCGUUCCUGGAGGCUAGCUCAUCCAUGAAAAAGACAACUCCGACUGUGACCAUGACCUGUUUGCCCAGCUCUGCAUCAGCCAGCUCCUGUAGCAGCUCCUCCACCUCUCACCUCGCCUCACCACCGCAGUCUCUUGCUGAGAUUCAGCAUUUGCGUGCCAAAGCUCUGGCAUCCCCGACCCAGGAGGUCGCCGGCUUUCUCUUGAAGGACUCUUCCGGAGGCGGCGGCAGCAGCAAGAACUCCUCCUCCUGUGAUACAGAUGACUUUGUCAUAGUGCCUGCUCACUUCACCACAGGUGAGCUGACAUGUGAGAGUAAAGUGCUGCAAGACAGCCUGAUGAACAGCGGAUCUCUUUUGGCUUCUGCUGGUCUGUGUAGCCAAGCCAAAACACCACCUCACUCUCCUUCCUACAGUGGGUCUCCAAGUCCUGUCAGGCCCAGCGAGUUCUUGGGAAGUAACUAUGGAAACCACGGUCACUCAUUGCCUAUCCCAGUCCCCACUCAGGUCCAGAACUACCAGCGCAUGGAGCAGAACCUAUAUUCUCCCAAACAGGAUGGCUCACCACGGCUGUCGACGCCGGUGCGCCGCUGCAGCAGUGGGAGCUUGCUGGGCUUCGCUAGGGCCGGCCCCUCGCCGCCCUACGGCCAGGGAGCAGUCACCACCACCCGCAGACUCUCUCUGGGAGGAGCCAGAACUCUCCAGCUCUCUCCUCAAGCUCAGCAGCACGCUGAACCCAGGCUGGUUUCUCAGCCGCAGCCGCAGGUGGCAGGGCUCGGCACCCGUCUCCACAGUGCCCCCUGUCUGUUGGAGUGCGCCACUGGUGGCGGCAGGCAGAAAAUCAGGAAGCAGCAUUCGGACCCCGUGGUUGCCCCCUCAGCCGGGCUCAUGACCGUCCGCCCUCUGCACUCUUCCCCCAGGCUGAGUGAGCUGAUGCAGCGGAACCCCCUUCCCACCAUCCUCGGCUCCCCUUCCAGGGCCAUCCCUCCGUUUGAGUUCCCCAAGCCCCCCAGCUCUCCAAACCUCAUGACUUUCCUGACACAGCAGGGUUUGGUCAUCGGCUCCCCCGGCAGCAGGACUGCCCCAACAGAGCUCAGAGACCUGGGACAGCAAGCACCCACACCACUCACACAUCCUGCCCACUGCAUCCAUAGACUAACUGAUGAUACCAAGGGCUUUGGAAGGUCUCAUAGUGCCGGACGUCUGUCUGACAUGCUGCUGAUGGCUGCGUUUGGACCUGGUGGAAAUGUGGGUGAUCGAGGCAGUGCAGAGAACCUGACCUCUGAAAAAGCCAUAGAUAUAACAGGGCCUUCCAGUGGUGGGGGAGGCUUUGCGCCUGGCUCCAUCAGCCCGGCACAGGUGGUUUUCACUGUGGGCUCUCCACCCAGUGGCAGCACCCCACCUCAGACCUCCAGACAGAGGAAAUACUCAGGCUCAUUCACUUCUGUCAGCCCUGCAGCCUCGUACACCAGCCGCUACCCUCAGAUGGGCACCUACCUGGACGGCUUUGAGGCUCCGCCCAGUCCUCGUUACAGUUUCACUGAUCCCAUCACGGCCAACAUGGGUGGUCAUGUGACCUUUGAGGCUCCCGAGCUUCCUGAGGAGACGCUGAUGGAGCAGGAGCACACAGACACCGUGCAAAGCCUGCGCUUCACUUUGGAUUUCGCCCGGUGUCUAAUGGAGGUGGCUAGCGCCCGGGGUGCUGCAGUGGCUGGGGCGCAGGGGGACGUAUCUCAUCCCCCCUUCCUUCAGCACCAGAGUCUGGUAGCAGAUCAGAUAAGCUCACUGAGCCGCGAGUGGAGUUACGCAGAACAGCUGGUUCUCUACCUGAAGACUGCAGAGCUCUUGUCCACUUCCUUACACACGGCAAUGGAGCGAGUUAAACAGGGCAAACUCUACCCAUCUGCUACUGUCAAACAAGUAGUGAAGAAGCUGAAUGAGCUGUACAAGUCGUGUGUGGCGUCCUGCCGGUCGCUCAGCACCCGCCUGGAGCACUUCUUUUCCAGGAAGCACCGUCUAAUGGACCAAAUCAGCUCCAUCACGGCGGAGCGGCUGCUGUUCAGCCACACUGUGCAGAUGGUUAAGGAUGCUGCGCUGGACGAGAUGUUCCACCAGGGGGAAGCAUCGGCCCUGCGCUACCACAAGGCUCUGCUGCUGAUGGAGGGCUUGUCUCAGCUGCUCACUGAGCAGGACGACAUCCUCAGCGUUAGUAAAUGUAAGGAGUGCAUUGAACGGCGCCUCACAGCUUUGCAGUCUGGGCUCUGUGUCUGAAAAGCCCUUCACUUUGUCUUGGAAGUGUGGACACGAUGUCAGUCAUUCACACAUUACUAACAAAAGGAAAUCAUCCAUCCGUGCAUCAUGGUUUUCAAUUGGUUCUCACUAGAAAACCGCAACGAAUCUGUUUCCACUGAGGAGUCUUCGCUGUCCUUUCAUCGGUUUUUAGGACCCCCGACACUAAACCUGGACUGGUGUUAGGGGUCAGGUCACGAAUAUGUGCAGGAGCAAUCAUAGCCAAGUAGCCACAUAUAGUGAUUAUCUACACAUAAAACACAGCUUUUUAACAUUCAACUGCAACAGUCAACUCUGCAGAUAAAAUAUGAUUUCUUUUACCAAGUUGGAAUUUGAGUGCACACAUGGACUGAUAACGGCAGAGAAAGGGCAAGGUUCAUUCUUAAAUGUUGGUUUUGCUCCUCGUGCUUGACCCCGGGUUAGUUCUUGCUUGCUGACGGGAAGUCUACAGCAUUGCUACAGUCGGUGGCCAGUUGUGCACACAAGCACUAUUACAAACCUGUUGCCAAAGUAAGGUGGUUCUGUUUUAUGGUAUAUUUCAGUUUUAGGCUAUACUAGUUUGACACUUUAUUGAUUCUAUACUUGCUUAAUAUCAAAGACUGUGUCCAUGUAGUGUCGAAUGGAUUCAUUUGUCGUGUCCUAAGUGGUGGCUGGUAUUAAAGCACCAGGAAGACGUUGGGUCCAUUUUCCAGCCCACCGCUACACGUGGCAUAUAGCUUUUAUUUCAAAGUAGCCUGAACACGAUCUGUUAGCGUCUUCGAUCACAAUGCUGCAAUAACUUGAUGUUUGAUUCAUCGGGUAUACAGAAGCUUCGGUGCUGCGUCCGCUGGUAAUUCCUUCAUUCCACAUUCACUCUUUUUAUAUUUUAUCUAUCAAUCAUGUCGGUGUUUAGCAAGUAUAAUCAAAUUUGAAUGUAGGGCUGCGCUGAGAGAAACAGCCUUUGUACUCGACUUCGCGUUCAACAUUUGGGCUGUUCUUGGGGCUUAAGUCUGAAUGAUUUUGCACUGUUUGAAGUACUGUAUAGAAAGAUCGUGAAUGGAACGAACUGAACACGCCCAGUUUCUGUACAUACAUAGAUUCUUUUUUUUUGUUUCUUUUUUCUUAGAGAGAGAGUUUUGCUUGCGUACUUGUAGUGGACUUUUUGCUGUGUUACAGUCACUGUCAAAAGGUGACGUGUGUUAGAUGCGAGAAUGUUGACAAAGAGAUGGUAUAAGCUAGGAGACCUUAGAAAGAUUUCUAUACACUGAAAACAAAAAAACAACAAAAAAAAAAAAAACGAUUUGGUGGUUUUGUGUUUUACAUUAGAGUAAUCAGUGGGUGACAAUUGUGUUCGACUUUGUAAAGUGACCAUGUUGAUUUGGAGUGUGCAUUUUAAAUGAAACAUUUGCGUAAUAGUUGAUGUUGAUGCAUCCAAAAAUGAUCUGCGUGGGCCAAUUUGGCAUUUUAAAAAAGAGGAGUUCGUGUGCAUGCAUGUAGGAAGUGGUGCUGUUUGAGAUGUUAAUGCAGUGUGUGAUCGGAUUCCUCUUUAACGUAUGAAACUGAAACGCCCACUGACGAUGUAGGGCUCCUCCGCUGUCAGGCCCACUUUAUUUUUCCGAAGGUGUAAUUUUCCCAUUAAUUAAGAUGGUGGAAAAAGUGCAUGUUUUUAUAAUACUGCACUGGUGUGUGGUCACAACCGAAGAUAGUUUACAAUGAAGCCAGUACAGUAGCACUGUCAGCAGAACCGAAUGGAGGAAAUAUGUAUCUAAAUAUAGUUUGUGUGUUUUUGCUUUGUUGCCUUUUGUCUUUUGUCAGACAACUGAAUUUUUCUUAGUGUGUGUAUAUUUGUGUUUGAGUGUACAUUCCUAAUGUCAGUUCACCAACAGGCUCUCUGGCUCUACGCUGCUCUGCUCAGUCAGUGUACGAUGACGAUGUCUCAAAGGAAACAGGUAGCAGAAGAUCUCUUUAGAAAAGUGUCACUUUUUAAUUGUUCCACACAAUCAUCGUUAAAGGCCAUCCUAAUUAAGGUUAUACUUAGAGUCAAACACAGUUUGUAUGUAAGCUGAGAUCAUCUGCUGUUUUAAAUUUAACACAGAGAUUAAAAAAAAAAACAUUUCAUUUUCACAUCACUAAUUCUGUAUUCCCUGUAAAUAUUGUAAAUUAAGUUAUUGUUAUUGUAUAUAUGACACUGCAGGCAUGGAGAGAACAGUAACAUACCAUCUAUGUAUUUCCAAAGACUAGGCCUUCAGCUUCCAUAUUGUCUCUUACUGUUGCAAAUGCAUUUUAAUGCCGUCAUAUUCAUAGCACACACUAUCUCAAUGUCCCCCCCAUGUGUGAUGUAACCUUUACUGUUGGGGAGCUGCACCAAGAAUAAAAGUAAAAGGAAAGGUC
Mugil cephalus (flathead mullet) is the source of this 6041-nucleotide messenger RNA. It is a transcript of the gene ulk1b, whose product is annotated as unc-51 like autophagy activating kinase 1. The transcript is spliced from 27 exons. The record is from RefSeq and is a predicted model, not a curated record. Gene Ontology annotation, molecular function: ATP binding; protein serine/threonine kinase activity. Gene Ontology annotation, biological process: axon extension; autophagosome organization; positive regulation of autophagy. Gene Ontology annotation, cellular component: autophagosome; cytoplasm. Bases 582 to 3653 code for a protein of 1023 amino acids. Lineage: Eukaryota; Metazoa; Chordata; Actinopteri; Mugiliformes; Mugilidae.